Messenger RNA from Cajanus cajan (pigeon pea), 1528 nucleotides. Its product is annotated as F-box protein At3g07870. The record is from RefSeq and is a predicted model, not a curated record. NCBI's taxonomy places the organism in Eukaryota, Viridiplantae, Streptophyta, Magnoliopsida, Fabales, Fabaceae.
GGCAUCAUAUCCCUCAUUCGAAGAUCAGUCAGGUUCUCUCUAUUUCCCCAAUUGAUAUAAAAAUCUGUUCCACUUCCACCAAGGCACCAUCAUUUAUCAAAUUAAAUCAAACUCACCAAUUAGCAAUUUGACACAUUCCAAGACUGCCCCGAAAUUCUAAAUUGCCUCUUCGAUUAUGCAGCACAUUCUACCCUUUGGAUUUCAAUGCUCAUUUACAUUUCAAUAUGCUGAUUAUUAUAAUUCAAAACCUAAAAUUCAAACAAAUAAAAUAUUUCUUCUCAUUUUUGGAACCCAACUAUUCUAAAUGUGGAGAAAAGUUCUUCCUAGUUCAUUAGAACGAGAAGAAACAUUCACAGACAUUCUCAAAAGUCCAUCAAUGAAGUCCUUAUUUACCUGUUUCAAGUCCUUCAUCUCAAAACAUUUUCUUCGCUCCACCCGAAGAGACCCACUUCUAAUCCUCGAUCGCUUUCACUGGAAUCACAAUACCCGGGGUCAUCACCUAUUUCUGCUAGAUGUCAAAAGAAAAAAGCUCAAACAACUUCACAUUCCAAGAGUCACAGAUUCUGACAUGGAUUUUAAGAUGGUGGGUUCAUGUAACGGUUUACUUUGCAUCAUUCAUUAUUCUUUGGACCCAGACUCCACCAUUUUUCUUUGGAACCCAGCUACAAGGCAAACCAAACGGAUCCUAGAGCCACAAAACGCUUUGCUAACUUAUAAUGUGCCACCACAUUGUCUCAUAGGCUUCUAUUUCAACAACAUUGACAGUGAUUAUCAUGUGGUAAGGGUUCACUCUUUUGAGGACACAAACAAUGCAUGCUUGGAUGAUUCUCUCUCCAAAAUUUGUGCUCUUCGAGCGGAAAAGUACUCUCAACGUACAGGGUUGUGGAGAGAAAUCAAAUUUGGUAAUAAUAAUGAGAGUGUAACUGUGAAUGGAUGUUUGUUUUGGACUGAGAAUAGUGUGACAUUGGAGGAAACUUUGUUUUGGGUUGCUAUGGAGGUAAGUGACAAGGUUAGUCACGAAAUGAUUAUUUCUUUUAAUACAUGCAACAAUGUGAUAAGGAAGAUUGAGUUGCCUUGCUUUGUUAAGGAUUGUGCUGAAGUUCAUAAGAAACUUGUAGUGUACAAGGAUUUAGUUGCAGUUAUUAUUUGCUCAGAAACUGAAACUAUGGCACAACGCUUAGAUUUGUGGGGUUUUUAUGAUAAGUACGAAGGUAUAGAGUGUUGGUGGAAGUUACAGACGAUAGGAAUGUUUUCGAGAUUAGAGCGUCCAGUUGGUAUUUUUAAAAAUGAAAUUCUUAUGUCAACGGAUAAGGUAAUACAUAGUGUUAGUGGAACCAUAGCUUUGCUUCCCGAAGAUGAUUUUGGAGCUGAAUUUUCCUAUAACGUCUUCAAUCAUGUAGGGAAAUGGAGAUUCGACACUUCAUACGGUGGAAAUGUGGUUGUGGAGGAAGAUGGUCCCGUUGAAAACGAAGGAUUCUCAUCGCAUGAUUUGUUCAUCAGUAACAUCAACAAGUUAAGCAUCGAUUGA